This is a messenger RNA of Trichoderma gamsii, 3378 nucleotides long. RefSeq lists its product as hypothetical. The record is from RefSeq and is a predicted model, not a curated record. Gene Ontology annotation, molecular function: protein binding. The transcript is spliced from 3 exons. Bases 1 to 3378 code for a protein of 1125 amino acids. Lineage: Eukaryota; Fungi; Ascomycota; Sordariomycetes; Hypocreales; Hypocreaceae.
AUGAUACUAUUCAAAAUGGCGGAAUUGCGCCAAUUCUCGGAAAAUACUGUUGGUGACAACGCCAGUAUAUUUCAGGGAAACAUAGCCAACAUGACCAAUAACUUCGAAGCCAAUCAUGCUGCUGCCGAUGAAUCAUUUCUUCAAAAAUUCAGCAAAACAAAUCCUAUUGAUAACAAAAAUCGAAUAUUGGAGUCCAAGGGUGGCCUCCUGGAUGACUCGUAUCGCUGGAUCCUGGAACACGAGCAGUUUAGGAAGUGGCGUGACACUGAAAAUAGCGGCGUCUUAUGGAUCAAAGGCGAUCCCGGAAAGGGCAAGACGAUGUUGCUCUGCGGGAUCAUAAAAGAGCUUGAAAAUGAUCCAAAAAUACAAGAGAGACUGGCCUACUUCUUCUGCCAAGCUACCGAUGAUAAGAUCAAUACCUCCACGGCUAUCAUCAGAGGCUUGAGCUACUUAUACCUUCGUCAAUAUCCCAAGCUUCUUUCGCGCAUUCGCCAAGAAAACAAGGACGAACCGGAUGACUUUCUGGAAGGAGAUAACGAACGAUUUGCCUUGUGCAGGAUCUUCAAAAGUGUUGUCAAAGAUCCCUGCAUUACACAUCCUAUUUGCAUUAUUGACGCCCUCGACGAGUGCCAGCACGAAGAGUCUCUACAAGCUCUUUUCAGUCUCAUUGUGGACACAAGCAGUCGUGUUAAGUGGCUACUAUCUAGCCGAAACGAAAAAUGGAUAGAACGGGGUCUCCGUGCGGUCAAAGAGCACCAGAGGCUGACGCUGGAGCUCAGAGGAAACUCAGAACACGUUUCUAGUGCGGUCAAAACAUAUAUUAGCCAUUGCAUCCAGGAUAUCCAUGCGUUGAAGGAUGAUGCAGAAUUGCGGCAUAAAACAGCAGAGGUACUCCACACAAAGGCAAAUGGCACCUUUUUAUGGGUAACGCUCGUUGUCAAAGAGUUGCACAAUACGAGUCAUCCUCACGUCGAAGCUGUGUUGCAAAGCAUGCCCGAGGGUUUAAAAGAGCUUUACGACGAAAUUUUGAGGCGUGCUAAGAAGCGCUGGAAAGCCGAUGAACGCGCUUGUCUGGCUAUUCUGGCGACAGUCACAGCUGCUAAACGGCCCCUUUCAAUGGAAGAACUGCAUAUGUUUAUCAGCCCAACGUUGAUGCAGCUUGAGGGUAAAUACAACAUUCAUAGCGUCAAGGGCUUCGUGGAAGCCUGUGGGUCCUUCAUAUCCAAUACAAACGAUGUCAUUUAUUUUAUUCAUCAAUCUGUCAAGGACUACAUGGGAAAACAAGAGGCGAGUCAAAUACUUGAACUUACGAGUGAUCUCUGUCGAGCCGUUUCUCAGAAUAGGACCAUAAUCGAUAGAGUUCCUACGCAACUAUAUGUCUCGGCCCUUGUCUUUAGCCCGGUGGAGAGCAGACUGAGGAAGACAUUUGAAGCAGCAGAACUUCCGGAAUGGAUGGCUAUCAAGCCUGUAAUGGGACAAGAAUGGGGUCACUGCCUACAGACUAUCGAGGGCCCAUUUCGGACUAUAUUCGUAACGUUUUCACCAGACAAUAGUAAGCUGGUGUCGACCGAUUUCCUCAGCAUUGCCACGGUUUGGGACUUGACAACGGGAGCGCUUUUGCAACAAUUACAUGGCAGUAUGUAUGCGCCCUGCGCAGCUUUUUCAUCAGAUGGGAAUACAUUGGCGCUUCGUCACUCCGAAGGCGUUGAAAUAUGGGAUCUUGUAGGCGGAUCUCGCUCCAAGAAGAUCAAUCAUACUGGCAUUACGUCGAUGACUUUUAUUGCCGAAGGUACAUAUUUGUCCAUGCUGGGCCCCAAGCUUUUCACAACUCACGACAUAGCCAGAAGCGUGGACCUACACACCUACGUCGGUCAGCCGGGAGAAAAGUUUCACGACGUAGUUCUUUCAUCUAGUUUUGUACAACUAGCAUUUAGUGAUAUAAAAGACCGUGUGGAAGCCUGGUCUCUGGCCGUCUGGACGCUAGUGCCGUAUUUCACAAACAAAACGUUCGGGGCACGGCUGGUUGUGACUCUUGAGGGAGAAAAUUCAACGCUCCUCAAGGUCAUGGAUCUUGCCGCCGGAAAAUACACGCAAACGAUGUUGAAAUGUAGGAAAAUCGGUGAAAAAUCACUCUUUCUGAUAUCUGAUGGUAUGCGAUUGGUUGUACGACAUUCCUAUGGAGUGAUCCGUGUCUGGGAUCUUGCCACUGGACUCUGGCAAACAAUUGACCUUCCAGAUAAAAGGUUGAGAACAAUGGCCAUUUCACCUUGUCGCACGCGGCUAGCCUGGGCAAACAAGCAAGAUAUCUGCGUGUGGGACGUUGCCAGCAACGAAUAUCGGUGGGCAUCCACUAGUGAUGCAGGUCGUACGAACGCAAUGGCCUUUUCGCCUGAUGAUUCGCGACUGGCGCUAGUAACGGUCGAUGGAACAUUCAAGGUCUGGGAAUUGACCACUAGCAAGCCUCUGCAGAGCCUUGAUUCUCGCCCCGACGCAAUCAUGGAAAUGGUGUAUUCCCCUAAUGGCAAAUGGCUGGCUUCGCUCACCUACAAUGAUAUCAAGCUUUGGAAUCCGACUACAAGCGAGUGUGUACGGACACUGAGAACUUCAUCGAACUUCACAGCCCUUGAAUUUUCACUGGACAGCUUGUGGCUAGCAGCUGGCGAUGACAGGGGCACCAUACACGUUUAUAACGCGGCAACAGGCGCAUGUCAUCAGACACUGACAUCAGUGGAAUAUGACGAUGGUGAUAUAGGCCCCAAAAGCAAGCAUAGCGCACAAAUGUCCAUCGAUUCAGUGACAUUUUCCUCCAAUAGCAGUACGCUAGCAUCAGUUGGACCAGGUUCACGCACUAGAGACGGAGACCAAGGUUUCGGUUACAUUCUCAAGAUUUGGGACUUGGCAACAGGAGAAUGUCUCCGGGCUGUAACUCUAAGCAGUCGGGCGAUGUCCUAUAUUGGUAUCGGAACAUUGAUUUUCUCUCCAGACAACACGCAAUUGGGGUCUAUACUGAGAAAUGGUAUUGUCAUUGUUUGGGAUGCAUCAACAGGCGAGCAUCUCCAAACCCUCGGGGGUCACGAGAAGCCCUACUCCCAUUUGCAUUUUGCUCGAUCAGGAGACAGGAAAAAUACUACGACAGAUGAAUUUGCGGAGUCUUUAGCUAAGCUUUCUGAUUAUUUCUCUCGCACGCAAGGAGUAGAAUAUAGCAACAAAGCGCCUGAGCUCACCAUAAGCAAAGAUAAUGCGUGGAUUCAGUGGAAAAAGGAGCCUAAGAUCGGCCUUCCGCCGGAGUAUCGCCCAAAAACAUUCGCAGCACAUGAAGACUAUUGCGCCAUAGCAACUUAUGCACACCAAGUGCUAUGUUUUCGAUUUUCUUUUUGA